UGUUUGAACCACUGACAGGUGGAAUGCAUUUGUUGCUAAGUAGCAAGAGUCGUUAUUAAUUGACAGAUCAAAUAUUGUUUAUUUUUAUUUUAGAACUGAUUUGGUGUUUUAAUUUCGCAAUAUUUUAUGUUUUUCGACACAUUUUUCAAAAAAAAAAAAAUAAUAAUAAUAAUGGACGAACAAGAUGAAUUGAGUCGUGAAGCGAAAUAUCGUUUGUAUUGUGAUCAGCGUAUGGCGCAGCAAAUUCGUGAAAAUAGUCAAGAAUUGCGUGAAUUAGAAACAAGAAUUCGUGCGGCUUACGUAAACAAGUCGUUAAAAGUCCAGUUGGCCGAACGCGAGAAAAAACGUCUGCAAGAAAAACUUCAAAUCGAACAAGAUGUUCAACAAAUGAAACAAAAACUCAACAACGAUCUACAGCGGGAGCGACAAAAAAAGCAAGAACUACAAUUAAAACAAGAACAACAUCGUCGAGAAUUACUCGAGCAAAUUGCUGAUAAACAAUUCAAACGGAAAAUACUCUACGAAGAAUUUCUCAAAGAGAAAAUCAUCAUCGACGAAAUUAUGGCGCAAAUUCAACGAGAAGAGAUCGAGGAAAUUCAAGAGAAAUUACGAAAAACUGAAUGUUUGCGAACGGACAUAGUGCGAUUGAUUGAAGAGCAAAAUGAAUGGAAAGAGCAACAAAAACGCAUCGCUACCGAAGAGAAUGAAAAAAUUGUCAAAUACAUUGUCGAACGUGAGGAAUAUGCAAAACGAAUGAAAGAUAUCGAUCGUGACAAAAUGUUGGCGAAGCUCGAACAACAACAGCAAAUGUGCUUCGAACUGAACGAAAUUGAGCGCCGAAAAUUGGAACGAGAAGAAGUGCUUAUUGAGCUUAAAUGUAAGGAAGUUCACGAGAAGCAGUUGGUAUUGGAUAGAAAACAACUGGAAGAUCGGAUUCGACAGCAAAUGAAAGCCAAACUUGAGCUAGAAAAUCAAUUAAAAGAAAUUGAAAUGAGAAGACUGCAUAGAAAGCAGAAUGAAGAUCGAUUCCGUGAAGAUCAACUCAAACGGUUGGCCGAACAAGAUCGAUUAGAGUUGCUCACAAAGGAAAGACAACGCGUUAAAAAACAAGAACAUUAUCGAAUUGUUCGUGAAAUGUUAACCGCACGAGAAGAUGCACGCAAUGCUGAAAUAUUCGAUUUAAUUCAAGAGCAAAAUGAACUUUUUCAAAAUGAAAAACGAAGACAAGAAAUAUUUGCAAUUGAACGAAAGAGAAUUAUACAACAACAUGCUGAUGAUAUAAUCGGUUAUUUACCCAAAGAGUUACUUCAAUGACCAAUGCAAAGAUUAUGGCUACGAAUGUAUUGCAUUAUAAUUUAUUUCAAAUAAACUUCUAAACAUCCAUA
This is a messenger RNA of Contarinia nasturtii (swede midge), 1385 nucleotides long. RefSeq names its product meiosis-specific nuclear structural protein 1. Gene Ontology annotation, biological process: cilium organization. The record is from RefSeq and is a predicted model, not a curated record. The transcript is spliced from 4 exons. The coding region runs from base 127 to 1314 and encodes 395 amino acids. Lineage: Eukaryota; Metazoa; Arthropoda; Insecta; Diptera; Cecidomyiidae. Gene Ontology annotation, cellular component: motile cilium.